CCUCAAGCAUCUGGACUGCCUGAGUACAUAAAAAUUGUAGAAGUUGGGCCAAGGGAUGGAUUACAAAAUGAAAAGGUGAUAGUCCCAACUGAUACAAAAAUUGAGUUAAUCAACCAGCUUUCCAAAACAGGCCUGCCUGCAAUAGAAGUGACCAGUUUUGUUUCAUCCAAAUGGGUGCCUCAGAUGGCAGAUCACAAAGAAGUAAUGAGGGGCAUUGAGCGGCAUCCUGGAGUCCAGUAUCCCGUUCUCACACCUAAUCUUCAAGGUUUUCAUUCUGCUAUUGCAGCAGGAGCUACAGAAGUCUCAGUAUUUGGUGCAGCAUCUGAAUCCUUUAGCAAAAUGAAUAUUAAUUGUUCAAUUGAAGAAAGCAUAGAAAGGUUUGAAGAAGUCAUUAAAUCGGCAAGAAAUAUGAAUAUUCCAGUGCGUGGGUAUGUGUCCUGUGCCUUGGGAUGUCCAUAUGAAGGAAAUGUUGUACCAGAUAAAGUGGCAGAAGUAUCCAAGCGGCUGUACAGUAUGGGCUGUUAUGAAAUCUCUCUGGGAGAUACAAUUGGUGUGGGGACGCCUGGAAGUAUGAAAAAAAUGCUGGAAGCUGUUAUGAAAGAAAUUCCUUUGAGUGCUCUUGCUGUUCACUGUCAUGACACAUAUGGCCAGGCGCUAGCCAAUAUCCUCACAGCCAUACAGAUGGGAGUUGCUGUAGUGGAUUCAUCUGUUGCAGGACUUGGUGGUUGUCCCUAUGCAAAAGGUGCUACUGGAAAUGUAGCCACAGAGGAUGUGAUAUACAUGCUGAAUGGUCUGGGGAUCAACACAGGAGUAAAUCUUUGUGCCGUGAUGGAAGCUGGAAACUUCAUCUGCACAGCUUUGAACAAGAAAACAAACUCAAAGGUCGCACAAGCUUCCUUCAGAACUGGAACUACCAAUUAAACAGAGUUUUCUUUUUGCAGCUUGAUUACAUUUUCCAUUUACCUUGACCAAGGACAUUUGCAUCAGGAAAAGAAACAAGAAAACCACUGCGUCAAAGAAGCAAAAUAGAACUGAUAUAUAAUUCUUUUUUAAUGGGAGGAGUUACUGCACUGUACUGUCUUGUCAGAAAUUGUCUGAUUUGUAAGUAAGAAAUAAAUGACUGUAGUACAGAACCCUGUGCUUGGUACUUCUACAGAUGAGAAAAAUGUACAAACAUUUUACCAUGUUUUAAAUUGAAUUUUUAGUUGUUUUCAGGAAAACUGAAUAGAAGCAGUGAGUACAUAGUUACAUUUUAAUCAAGAUGUCCUUCAGAACAGUACAAAUAUUUUCAGUAGUUUAUGGGAUCUCACACUGUGUGUGGCCAUUCUAUUAUGUAUUUUAUUUAUCUGAAUUCUCGCUUUUCAUUUGUCAAGUCAUUGUGUUAAGAACACGGAGCCAGAUCUGAAUUCACUGUAACAUUUUUUUAGCAAUAGAACUUCUUUUAAAUUUUGUUUAACAUCUGUUAAAUUAUGGAUGACUUUAUCUUGUUCCAAGACAUUGUGGUGGAUGGCAUUCUGCCAGAUCCUUCAAAUUCUCUUGCAAAUUUCCUUAUUUGUUACAUAUGUUAGAUUUGUUGUACUUGCCUUUUUUUGGUCUAAUUAUUAAAACCUAAUUAUAUGAAGCAAAUAAAAAUGGGCAAGGUUUUCAGCAUCAUUCAGGUUCAUAGUGGUGUAGAAGAAGCUACAUUUUCAUCCAAGGUUUCAUCAAACAAUUACAUUUUUCAUUCUAUAGGCUAUGAAUUGAUAUUCUCAUUCAAAAGUCACAGGUUUUUUAGGAUAAUAGUAUUUUGCUGUUCUAGCUUACACAAAGGAAACCACUUACAAUUUCUAUUUGUGCUCUACUGAUAAUGAUACUAUUCUUUUAAAUCCCUUAGUUCAACAAGAUGCCAAUGAACUGCACUGUCAUUUUUAGAUCAAUAAAGAACAAAUGGACAAAUUCAAAGAGAAUUAUCCUAUUUAUAAAUGUUCAAGUGUGCCAUGAAAAUACUGUCAUGUUUUUCAGCCUGAAACUUCAGUACUCUUACUGGUUGGUUGGGUGAGAUCUGUCUGUACUUUGUGUACUUAACCUUGAUCUGUAUUUUUUCUGAACAUGGCCUGCUGACAUGAAAAUCUAAAA
Messenger RNA from Ficedula albicollis (Collared flycatcher), 2115 nucleotides. RefSeq names its product 3-hydroxymethyl-3-methylglutaryl-CoA lyase-like 1 (gene HMGCLL1). The transcript has 8 exons. Gene Ontology annotation, cellular component: cytosol; endoplasmic reticulum. Gene Ontology annotation, molecular function: hydroxymethylglutaryl-CoA lyase activity. Gene Ontology annotation, biological process: L-leucine catabolic process; ketone body biosynthetic process. The record is from RefSeq and is a predicted model, not a curated record. Bases 184 to 921 code for a protein of 245 amino acids. NCBI's taxonomy places the organism in Eukaryota, Metazoa, Chordata, Aves, Passeriformes, Muscicapidae.